This is a messenger RNA of Limanda limanda (common dab), 5541 nucleotides long. RefSeq names its product dihydropyridine-sensitive L-type skeletal muscle calcium channel subunit alpha-1-like. Gene Ontology annotation, molecular function: high voltage-gated calcium channel activity; calcium ion binding. The coding region runs from base 1 to 5541 and encodes 1846 amino acids. The transcript has 45 exons. Gene Ontology annotation, cellular component: voltage-gated calcium channel complex; membrane. Gene Ontology annotation, biological process: calcium ion import across plasma membrane. The record is from RefSeq and is a predicted model, not a curated record. Lineage: Eukaryota; Metazoa; Chordata; Actinopteri; Pleuronectiformes; Pleuronectidae.
AUGGCGUCUAACGGAGAGGCCGCCAAGCCGGUCAUCAUGAACGAAGAGGAGCUGAAGCGGAAGCAGAGGGAGAAGCUGAAGAAGCUGCAGGCCACGGGGGGCAACCCUCGACCGGCGAGAACCCUCUUCAUCUUCGGCCUCAAGAAUCCCUUCCGCAAGGCCUGCAUUAACAUCGUAGAGUGGAAAACCUUUGAGUACAUCAUCUUAUUGACCAUCUUUGCAAACUGUAUUGCUCUGGCUGUGUUCCUGCCCAUGCCUGAAGAAGAUAGUAAUAACACCAACGAAAACUUGGAGAGUUUGGAGUAUAUCUUCAUGAUCGUCUUCACAUUAGAGUGCUUUCUGAAGAUAGUGGCGUACGGGCUCUUUUUCCACGAAGGCGCCUAUUUACGGAACUGUUGGAACAUAUUGGACUUUGUCAUCGUCUUCAUGGGACUCUUCACCUUUGCUUUGGAUACGAUCCAUAUGAUAAUCGACAUUCCAGUGGAGAAGGGUGGGGGGUUUGACAUGAAGGCACUGAGAGCCUUCAGAGUGCUGCGACCCCUGCGCCUCGUCUCUGGAGUCCCCAGCCUGCAGGUGGUGAUGAACUCCAUCCUCAAGGCUAUGCUGCCUCUGCUGCACAUCGCCCUGCUCGUCUUUUUACUGGUCACCAUCUAUGCCAUCAUGGGCCUGGAGCUCUUCAAGUGCAAAAUGCAUAAGACCUGUUACUACACUGGCACAAGUAUCUUAGCUACAGCAGAGGCUGAGCUGCCUGCUCCGUGCGCUCAGGCCGGUAACGGACGCCGUUGCCUCAUCAACGGCACGGAGUGUCGGCCAGGCUGGGAAGGUCCCAACAAUGGCAUCACCCACUUCGACAACAUUGGUUUUGCCAUGUUGACUGUCUACCAGUGUAUCACGAUGGAGGGAUGGACCAAAGUGCUCUACUGGGUCAAUGAUGCCAUAGGAUACGAAUGGCCCUGGGUCUACUUUGUUCCCCUCAUCCUGAUUGGUUCCUUCUUCAUGCUCAAUCUGGUUCUGGGUGUGCUCAGCGGAGAGUUUACCAAAGAGAGAGAGAAGGCGAGGUCGCGUGGAGAGUUUCAGGAAAUGCGAGAGCGUCAGCAGCUGGAUGAAGACCUGCAUGGCUACAUGGAGUGGAUCACUCACGCUGAGAUCCUGGAUGCCGAUCGCGAGGGCAAAGGUCUGCUGCCUUUGACCAACGGGGACUCUGACGCAGACAGCCUGUAUGGCCUGGAAGGCAAGAGUCGAGUCAUCUACUAUUACCGCUUGGCCCGUCGCUGGAAUCGCUUCUUCAGGAUGAAGUGCCUGGUGUAUGUGAAAACCAGAGGCUUUUACUGGUUGGUGAUGUUCCUUGUUUUACUCAACACCCUGACCAUAGCGACCGAGUUCCACCACCAGUCGGAAAAUCUCACUGCCCUACAAGAUGUUGCCAGUCGUGUGCUGCUGGUGCUGUUUGUCAUCGAGAUGUUUUUGAAGAUGUAUGCGCUGGGUCCUAGAGCCUACUUCAUGUCUCUGUUUAACCGCUUUGACUUCUUCGUCGUGCUCUGCGGCAUCCUGGAGAUGAUAAUGAUGUCUGUAGGAUCCGUGGCCCCUCUGGGUUUCUCGGUACUCAGGUGUAUUCGGCUGCUGAGGAUCCUUAAAGUCACAAAGUACUGGACCCCUCUGAGUAAUCUUGUGGCCUCCCUCCUCAACUCCGUCCGCUCCAUUGCCUCCCUGCUCCUCCUCCUCUUCCUCUUCAUCGUCAUCUUCUCGCUCCUCGGCAUGCAGGUGUUUGGGGGGAAAUUCAACUUUACCUACAGCAGACCCAGUCGCAGUAACUUUGACAAUUUCCCUCAAGCCCUCAUCAGUGUGUUCCAGAUCCUCACAGGAGAGGAAUGGACCACCAUCAUGUAUAACGGCAUCAUGGCCUAUGGAGGGCCUGCCAUCCCCGGCAUCCUGGUCUCCAUCUACUUCAUCUUCCUCUUUGUCUGUGGAAACUAUAUCCUCCUCAAUGUCUUCUUGGCCAUCGCCGUCGACAACCUGGCAGAGGCUGAGAGUCUGACGUCGGCUCAGAAAGAAAAGGCAGAGGAGAAGUUGAAGAGGAAGUUACAAAGGUCCAAAAUGCCUGACAAGAAUGAUGAGGAGAGGGAGCGGAUUGCUAAGAAACUGGCAGAGCAGAGAGCCAAGACAGAGUGCAUGCCCACCACAGCCAAGCUCAAAAUUGAUGAAUUUGAGUCCAACGUCAAUGAAGUGAAAGACCCAUUCCCACCUGCCGACUUCCCAGGUGAUGACGAGGAGGAAGAGCCCGCGAUCCCCCUCAGCCCUCGGCCCCGACCGAUGGCCGACCUGCAGCUGAAAGAAGAAGCGGUUCCAUUGCCUGAAGCCAGCUCCUUUUUCAUCUUUGGCCCUCAGAACAAGUUCCGGAAGUUGUGCUACAAGAUCAUCAACGCCUCGUCCUUCACCAACUUGAUCCUCCUGUUCAUCCUGCUGUCCUCCAUCUCCCUGGCAGCUGAGGACCCCAUCGAUCCCAAGUCCUACAGAAACAAGAUCUUGGCCUAUGCUGACAUCGUCUUCACAACCGUGUUCACCAUUGAGAUUGUGCUCAAGAUGACAGUGUACGGAGCCUUCAUGCACACAGGCUCUUUCUGCCGUAACUCCUUCAACAUCCUGGAUCUGCUUGUGGUGUCAGUCUCCCUGCUGUCUAUGGGAAUGGAAUCCAGUGCCAUCUCUGUGGUGAAGAUUCUCAGGGUGUUGAGGGUGCUCAGGCCUCUCAGGGCCAUCAACCGAGCUAAAGGCUUAAAGCAUGUUGUCCAGUGCGUGUUUGUCGCCAUCAAAACCAUCGGAAACAUCGUCCUGGUCACCAUGCUGUUGAAUUUCAUGUUUGCCUGUAUCGGGGUACAACUCUUUAAGGGUAAGUUCUACAGCUGCACAGACCCGUCCAAAAUGACCGGGGAGGAAUGCCAGGGAUCCUUCUUGAAGCCCAUGGAGAAUUCCCUGCAGGACACAGUGCUGGCUGAGAGACAGUGGCUCAACAGUGACUUCAACUUUGACAAUGUGCUCAACGGCAUGCUGGCUCUCUUCACUGUCUCCACAUUUGAGGGCUGGCCAAAACUGUUGUACAGAGCCAUCGAUUCAGACGCAGAGGACAUGGGUCCCGUCUUCAACAACCGCGUGGACGUGUCCAUCUUCUUCAUCGUCUACAUCAUCCUCAUCGCCUUCUUCAUGAUGAACAUCUUCGUGGGCUUCGUCAUCGUCACCUUCCAGGAGCAGGGCGAGCAGGAGUAUAAGAACUGUGAGCUGGACAAGAACCAGCGUCAGUGUGUGCAGUACGCCCUGAAGGCUCGUCCUCUGAGGUGCUACAUCCCCAAAAACCCCUACCAGUACAGGGUCUGGUACAUCGUCACCUCCUGCUACUUUGAGUAUCUCAUGUUCUUCCUAAUCAUGCUCAACACCUUGUGUCUGGGGAUGCAGCACUGUAACCAGUCCGACCAUGUGACCAAGCUGUCAGACAUGCUGAACUUGAUCUUCACCGUGCUCUUCACUGUGGAGAUGAUUCUCAAGCUCAUGGCCUUCAAAGCGAGAGGCUACUUCGGAGACCCCUGGAACGUCUUUGAUUUCGUUAUUGUUAUCGGUAGCGUCGUUGAUGUCAUCCUGAGCGAAGUCGAUACUGCCCUGGCCUCCAGUGGAGGACUGUACUGUCUCCAUGGCUGUGCUGAGACGAAUCCUAUGCAAGUAAUUGCGGCUUCAGAAAACGCUUCAGUUUCCAUCACCUUCUUCCGACUCUUCCGUGUCAUGCGUCUGGUCAAACUGCUGAACCGCUCGGAGGGCAUCCGUAACCUGCUCUGGACUUUCAUCAAGUCCUUCCAGGCUCUUCCUCAUGUAGCGCUGCUCAUCAUCAUGCUUUUCUUUAUCUACGCUGUCAUCGGGAUGCAGAUCUUCGGAAAGGUCGCCUUAGUGGACGGCACCCAGGUCAACCGCAACAACAACUUCCAGACAUUCCCUCAGGCUGUUCUGAUGUUAUUCCGAUGUGCAACUGGAGAGGCUUGGCAGGAAGUCAUGAUGGCUUCGAUGUACGGGAAGAAGUGUGACCCUAAGUCUGACUUCCUGCCAGGAGAGGAGUUCACCUGCGGGUCCAACUUCGCUGUCUUCUACUUCCUUAGCUUCUAUUGUCUCUGUGCAUUCUUGAUCCUCAACCUGUUUGUCGCUGUCAUCAUGGAUAACUUUGACUACCUGACCCGUGAUUGGUCCCUGCUCGGUCCUCAUCAUCUGGAUGAGUUUAAGAAGAUCUGGGCUGAAUACGACCCUGAAGCCACUGGGAGAAUUAAACAUCUGGAUGUGGUGACGCUGCUGCGACGCAUCCAGCCUCCACUGGGCUUUGGCAAGUUCUGUCCUCAUCGAGCUGCGUGCAAGCGUCUGGUUGGUAUGAACAUGCCUCUCAACAGUGACGGCACGGUCACCUUCAAUGCCACCCUGUUUGCUCUGGUCAGAACGGCUCUCAAGAUCAAAACUGAAGGCAAUUUCGAGCAGGCCAAUGAGGAGCUGAGGGCCAUCAUAAAGAAAAUCUGGAAACGCACCAGUAUGAAACUCUUAGACCAAGUCAUCCCCCCGAUAGGAGAUGAUGAGGUGACUGUGGGGAAAUUCUACGCCACCUUCCUGCUCCAGGACUGCUUACGCAAAUUCUUGAAGCGGCAAGAGGAGUAUUACGGCUACAGGCCCACGAAGAAGAACGCCUCAGGCCCAGAGAUCCAGGCGGGGCUGAGGAGUAUCGAUGAAGAGGCCGCUCCAGAGAUGCACAGGACCAUUUCAGGAGACCUGCAGAAUGAGGACGAGAUGGACAGAGCCAUGGAGGAGUCUGGAGAAGAGGGAAUUUACCAGCGCACACACGGCCUGUUCGGUAACCGGGUGGACUCAUUCUCCUCGGAACCCACCAACGCUCAGUCCCCACAGAUGACCAGUCAGCGGCCUCUCAAGUUCUCCGACAGCCAACCUGAGUCUCCACCAGACUUCCCCACUACCGAAGGUUACCCCUCAGCCAUGAGGAACAACACUAACAACAACGCCUUCGCAGAUUUUUCAUAUGAAAGAGAGGGCAGUCCCGUGGAGUUUUCCCAUCCCAGUGAGGACGCAGAGCCAGGUAACAGGCGCUCCUGGAGCUUCCCUGUGAGAACAGACAGAACACAGUUCCCGUAUGACCCGAACUAUGGUGACAAUCAGAGUCAGAGCUCCCACACUGCAGCUGACCAGCUCGUCCACGAGGCUCUAGUGAAGGGCGGUCUCGCCUCCCUGGCUAGAGACGGUGACUUUGUGUCUGCCUCUAAACAGGAGAUGGCUGAUGCCUUGCGUAUCCCCAUGGCUGAGAUGGAAGGGAUGGCUCGGGGCAUCCUGAACGAACGCUCCGGCAGCAUGACCUCCGUCAAAAAGAGACGCGCCGUCCCUGAACCUCCUUCUGGCCCAUCUGUGGCCAAACAGGCAACAAGGCAGCCAGACCCAGCUGUGAGGAGGAAGAGACGUCCCAUCCCCGUGGUUCCCUCUGUACAUGAGCAGGCAGAGGCCGACUCUAAAGUUUAG